Humulus lupulus (European hop) is the source of this 3372-nucleotide messenger RNA. RefSeq names its product G-type lectin S-receptor-like serine/threonine-protein kinase At1g34300. Gene Ontology annotation, molecular function: protein serine/threonine kinase activity; ATP binding. The coding region runs from base 464 to 2983 and encodes 839 amino acids. The record is from RefSeq and is a predicted model, not a curated record. Lineage: Eukaryota; Viridiplantae; Streptophyta; Magnoliopsida; Rosales; Cannabaceae. The transcript is spliced from 2 exons. Gene Ontology annotation, biological process: protein phosphorylation; recognition of pollen.
CGAAGCAAGUUCUCCUUACUAGCGACACAGUAUUAUUCGUCUACCAUUAUUGUCGGCGUCGUCUGCAGUUGAAGUUUCUAUCGUCGCUAUCACCGUCUACCGUUACUGCCGUUAACGCUGCCUUGCCGUUGUCAUUAUCGCAUUCGUCGUCUACCGUUGUUGCCGUCUUUUCUGGCAUUGUCGUUGCCGGUGUGUAUAGGUACCGCUGCUAUUGCCGUCAACAUUCAAAAUAAGGUAAAAUGGUCUUCCAGUGGAGAAGGAAGAAGAAAAGUAUUAAUCUUGAAGAAACGAAAAGAAAAUUGUUACAAUGUCGAUCUGAUGCCGUGUACUACUCGCCGUACAUGGUUUGAAAUUAUGUGUUUAUAUUCUUCUUCCAGAAGUCUGCGCUUCACUGAGCACCAUAGAUAUAGCUUGGAAAGACUAUCAUUUUCACAACCAAACAAACCAAACCCAGAUUGCAAAAAUGGCUUCUCAGCCUCAGCCUCAGCCCCAGCUCCUACUCUUACUUCUUCUUCUUCUCUCUACCAUUACAGCCGCCAUAAACCCAGGCACAUCUCUCUACGCAAACAACUCAAAGCAGACUUGGGCUUCCCCAAACAGCACUUACUCUAUGGGCUUUCUUCCCGCUGAUCCACCUACUUCGCCGCCAACUUUCAUCGCCGCCGUCGCCUACGCCGGCGGCGUCUCUAUCUGGUCUGCUGGUGGAAUAAACAACAUCGCCGUCGACUCCGGUGGAGCUCUCCACUUCGAGUCUACGGGCAAUCUCAGGCUCGUCAACGGUUCCGGUGCCGCCGUCUGGAGUUCCGAUACGGGUGACCUCGGUGUGUCCUCUCUUGACGUUGGGGACGAUGGAAAUUUGGUUCUGAAUAAUGGGUCUGCCACAGUUUGGUCCUCCUUCGAUCAUCCGACGGACUCCAUGGUUCCUUCUCAGAACUUCAAUAUCAGUAAGGUUUUGCGAUCUGGGCUUUAUUCAUUUGGGAUUACUAAGAUGGGAAACCUUACUCUUAAGUGGAACAAUAGUAUAGAGUACUGGACACAAGGCUUGAACUCUUCGAUCAGAAAUAACCCUUGGGACCCAAAAAGUGUCGUUACAAUCACUACCAAUUUGAGUUCACCUAGUCUGGCGUUACAGUCCAUUGGAAUUCUUUCCAUCUCGGAUCGAAAUUUGCCUACGGCUGCCAUUGCUGCUUAUAGUAGUGACUAUGCUGAAGGUAGUGAUAUAUUGAGGUUUCUGAAAUUAGAUAGUGAUGGGAAUUUGAGGAUUUAUAGCUCUGCUAGGGGUAGUGGGACUAAAACUGAGAGAUGGGCAGCUGUUACUGACCAGUGCCAAGUUUUUGGCUACUGUGGAGACAUGGGAAUUUGUAGUUAUAAUGAUUCUUUUCCAGUUUGUGGGUGCCCAUCUCAGAAUUUUGAACUAGUUGAUCCUAAAGAUAGUAGAAAAGGGUGUAAGAGAAAAGUGGAGAUUGAUGAUUGUCCAGGGAACGCUACCAUGUUGGAUUUGGAGCAUACCCGGUUCUUGACUUACCCUCCUGAGUAUCAAGCCCAGGUUUUCUUCGUUGGUAUAUCAACUUGUAGGCUAAAUUGUCUUGUGAGUGGCUCUUGUGAUGCUUCAACUUCAUUGUCUGAUGGCACAGGGCUUUGUUUCUACAAGACACCUGGUUUUCUUAGCGGAUAUUCAAGCCCAGCUAUGUCUAGUAGAUCUUAUAUCAAGGUUUGCGGUUCAGUGAGUCCAAACCCUUUGCCUUCUUCGCAGAAUGUUGGCAACAGUAAAAAGUGGAAGAUUCGCCCUUGGAUAGUUGCUUUUGUGGUUUUGACUACCCUUUUCAGUUUGAUGGCAUUAGAGGGUGGUUUGUGGUGGUGGUUCUGUAGAAAUAGGCCUAACUUUGGUGGAUUGUCUGCUCACUACGCCCUUCUGGAGUAUGCUUCUGGUGCACCAGUUCAGUUCUCAUACAAGGAGCUGCAGCAUGCGACAAAGAGAUUCAAGGAGAAGCUCGGAUCAGGUGGAUUUGGGACGGUUUAUCGAGCUGUUCUUUCGAACAAAACAGUGGCUGCUGUUAAGCAGCUUGAGGGGAUUGAGCAAGGUGAGAAACAAUUCAGGAUGGAGGUUGCUACUAUUUGUAGUACCCACCAUAUGAAUCUGGUGAGACUAGUCGGAUUUUGCUCUGAAGGGCGUCACAGACUGUUAGUAUACGAGUUCAUGAAAAAUGGAUCCCUUGAUUCAUUCCUUUUCAAUACAGAAGGCAAUUCAGGAAGAUUGUUAAACUGGGAAUGUCGUUUCAACAUAGCUCUUGGCACUGCAAGAGGAAUCACUUACCUCCAUGAGGAGUGUCGAGACUGCAUUGUGCAUUGUGAUAUUAAGCCAGAGAACAUUCUUUUAAAUGAAAACUAUUGUGCCAAAGUUUCAGACUUUGGCCUCGCAAAGCUGAUUGACGCGAAGGAUCAUCGGUACAGAACUCUGAAGAGUGUAAGAGGUACUAGAGGUUAUUUGGCACCUGAAUGGCUUGCAAAUCUCCCAGUAACUUCAAAAUCCGAUGUUUAUUCAUAUGGAAUGGUUCUACUGGAAACAGUGAGUGGUAAAAGAAACUUUGAAGUGUCAGCAGAAACAAAUCAUAAAAAGUUCUCCGUUUGGGCUUAUGAGGAGUUUAUGAAUGGUAACAUUCAGAAUAUUGUUGACAAAAGGCUUGUUGUUGACCAAGAUGUUGAUAUGGAUCAAGUUAUGAGGGCAGUUCAGGUGAGCUUCUGGUGCAUACAAGAUCAACCAUCUCAUAGGCCGAUGAUGGGAAAAGUGGUUCAGAUGCUUGAAGGUAUCAUGGAAAUUGAGAGACCCCCAGCUCCAAAGGCAGCCCCAGAAGUGUCUAUUUCCAGAAAUGCAAGCAGCAAUGCCAGUGCUCUAUCAAGUGCUGCAACAUCAGCAGCACCAGCACAGUCUUCAUUUUCGUCCUUCCAAACUACAGGGACGCCUUUAGCGUCUGAAAAGGCAUAGUCGAUCCUUUUACAUUCAGAUCAAAAGUGAAGCUCAUCCGCGCACCCUUGUGUUUUUGUUUGUCUACAAGCAGAGGCUACACUAUCUUGAAAUGCCAUCACCUUGGAGUCCCAACUGGUAUCCUGAGUAACGACAUAGCAUUUGUUAUAGUAUUCCGAAUGGUUAGGCAGAUGGGGUAACCUAGUUUAACAAAGAAUGGAGAUUUUGUGAAAAGAAAUGCAGCUUAGAAUAUAAGAUUGUUCAUUGUAUUAAGUGUAUAGUUUAAAAUGCACAUAAGUUUAUUCCUAUGAGUGUGAGAUAUAAGGGAAAUAUUAUUUAUAGCUUUCUGUCUCCUUAGCACAAUCGAUUCAAUAAAGGUUAAGAGUUCCAGAAUUAUGGUUGUAUACAAA